UCGGAGCAAGGAUGUCCUCGUGCGGCAUCCGUACCCACGUUGCCUUGCGUUCAACUGACUAAUGUGUCAACAUGAGAUUUUGAGCUUCAUAUUUAUUUCUACAUAAAUAUAAGCGACAGUUCCGACAUGUUUCCAGAACUGAACAGUAUUCUCAAUUCCAGUCCAGACCGUUUCAAAUCGAGCGACUUUAUCUUGCUGUCUGACAGAAAAACUGAUGCAUCAUUCCUCAUUUAUCAUUACCUUUCUUUCUAUUUACGUGCUGGUUGCAAGGUGUGCUUUUUGGGUCUUGUGCAGUCCUUCAGCCACUACAAUGCUGUCGGUCAAAGGCUGGGUGUAAGUCUGGUCCAGGCAAGGGACAAGGGUCAACUAGUGUUUCUCGAAGGACUAAAGGAGUCUCUUGGAGUUAUAUUACAGGACGACACCAGUCAAGGGACACAACCUUUGAGUUAUAUGAGGUCGCCAGGCGUUGGUCUGGAAUGUCUAUUCAAGUUUGUGGAAAGUUCAGUGCGUCAGAGUGGGGAUCAUAAUAAUGGUGAAACAAGGGGUCCUCCAGUAUUACUCAUAGACGAUCUGAGUGUACUCCUAAGUUUAGGUGUUCGAGUUGGAGCAGUACUAGACUUUACCCUCUACUGCCAAGCCACCAUAUGUUCAGAGUUACAGGGAAAUAUGGUAAUUCUGGUUAGGUGUGAGGAGGAGGAUGCAGAUGAUGAUGAUGAAGAAGGAUCAAACCUUCUUCAGAGGGGACUCCUUCACCAGUGCAGCUUGGCGCUACAUGUAGAGGGGCUGCCCACUGGUUACUGCAGGGACAUACACGGACAGAUGGAGGUUUGGUGGAGACAGAGAGAAGAUGUCAUGUACAACCAAAGAAAGAUUUUUCAUUUUAAAGUCCAUGAUAAAGGAGCGUCAUUUUUUGCUCGCGGGACUUCCAGUGCUGUUCUAUAACUGUUUCCAAAUAAAAAACGCUUUCUAAAAUAAUGUCUUUACUUACCAGCUUGUUUUAAAUAAAUGUAAAAUAUGUCAAUCUUUUAAAAGUUCCAAUUGCUUUGUCCACAUGUUUUUUAUUAAUUAAUAGUAAAUUAGUUAAUACAUUUUGCUAGGUCAGUAAAAUGGGUCCUCAUAAAGGUUGCAACUUACAAUGUUCAUCAUGUAUACAUUAAGUGCUGGUACACAGAUGCCACUAAUUGUGUAAACUGUAUAGUUUCAUGCUUGCAUGAUCUUGCAAAAUCUGACUCUCUCCCGGUUGUCCUUUAUCAUUUUCUAUGAUUGCAUCAUGUUUGAUCAUAUUGUCCCAUGUCUGGUAAGCAUUACUCUGGAUGAAUGGAGUUUACAAACCACUCACUCGUCUUUACUCAGAGAAGUCCAAACUAAACAAAUAUGACUUGUGCUUAUUCAGUGGAAGAUGAAAGACAUGAAGAAAUAGUUUAAUGACUAAUUUGGCUCUAAUAUUUGAAUUGCAACUCUUUUAUGGUGUUUAUUCAGUACUCCAGAAACUCCAUGUGAUUCCUUUUGUCAAAAGGUUGUUUUUAAAGCUCUUGAUUAUUCUUUGGCUUGUUGAGGAAUGAACACAAACUUAAAACCAGUGUGUCCCAUCUUUAAAGGAAUAUUCUGGGUUCAAUACAAGUUAAACUCAUUUGACAGCAUUUGUGGCAUAAUUUCGAUUACCACAAAAAUAAUUUUGACUUGUCCUUCCUUUUAUUUAACAGCAAAAAUCUGAUAUAUAUAUAUAUAUAUAUAUAUAUAUAUAUAUAUAUUACAAUGGAAAUAAAAGGGAGGACUCCCAUUUGUGAAGGGUUUAAAGGCAAAAAUGUGAAGCUUCCAUGAAUUCUAUUAAAACUGGUGUAUUAUUUAAGCUGUAAAGUUGUUUAAAUAGUCGUAUUUAUAGUCGUUUGGGGGUUUACAACUUUAUGUUGUAAAAUUUGAUAUAACUUCACAGAAAAGGUUAGUAAGUGCUUUUUUUUUUUAUUACAAUAAUGUAAAUGCAUAUUGUUUCUGUCUUAUGGCUAUACUUUUAAAACUGUAUUUUAAUUUUAAUUCAUAGUGGCCCCAUUCAAUUCCAUUGUAAGUGCCUCAGUAUGACAGAGAUUUUAUUAUUAUUAUUUUAUUUUUUUUAAGAAAAGGAGGGACAAGUUGAAGUUUUGUAUUGAAGUUGACAACAUAUUUAUGUGUUAAAUUUGUUUUCUCACUCAAGGUUUUUCCAUUGCCAUCGUCCUCACAAUGAACUUGUGUACAUUAAUGAGCCUCAAUAAUAAUGCAUAUAAUCCUGAGUAAAAAAAAUAACAAAAUGAUUGGGUUGUUGCA
Messenger RNA from Xyrauchen texanus (razorback sucker), 2298 nucleotides. RefSeq names its product elongator acetyltransferase complex subunit 6 (gene elp6). The transcript has 8 exons. The record is from RefSeq and is a predicted model, not a curated record. Gene Ontology annotation, biological process: tRNA wobble uridine modification. Lineage: Eukaryota; Metazoa; Chordata; Actinopteri; Cypriniformes; Catostomidae. The coding region runs from base 127 to 942 and encodes 271 amino acids. Gene Ontology annotation, cellular component: elongator holoenzyme complex.